AAGCUGGAACAGCUUAUGACCUUGAACCUCCAGCAAGCACAAUUCAUGACUCGGUUGGGUCUAUUGCCACUGAAUGUUCCAGAUGAAUCAUCUCAGAGGCGAAGGUCUGUCCCAACAGAAAGGAUGGAGAAGGAAAAAGAGACUGAGUCUCCCAGCACCAGUGGGAGCGGACAGAGCAACAUCAGGACGCGUCUCUCCACGGGGACACUGCACAUGAACGGAACCCAAACAUUCAAGGAUAUCAGGAUGCUCCAGGGCUCUGAUGAUUCCAAUGACAGCCAAAAGAUGGCACCUGCCAGAGCUGCAGUCUUGACUUCAGAUUCUCCUGCAUCUCAUGGCCGGAAACGGUCGUCUGCUGCAAGUGAAAUGGCACAGUUGCCACCGAAGAGAAGGAAGAUUGGCCACAAUGAUGGAACUGGAGAGGGUAACAAGAAUGACUACUUCUGCUGGGUUUGCCACAAGGAAGGGACCUUCAUCUGCUGUGAGUUGUGUCCACGAGUCUUCCACAAGAAGUGUCUGGACAUGGUCAGCGAUGUUCCCAGGGACUGGGUGUGUCCUGAAUGUGAGAAAAUCUUGCGAGCUGAGUGUACCGACUCCCGGUCACACGCCAUGGCGAUGAUCACCGUGGAAACAUUGUGUUUUCUGCUCAAGUUUGCUCUGGAAAGGAUGAAACAUGGCGGGUCUGACCCGUUCAUGAAGGCUGUCGAUCCUGCCUCUGUGCCUCUCUACAGUGACUAUGUCUUCCAUCCCAUGGAUCUUGGCAUCCUGGAGAAGAACAUCAAGAAGAAGAUGUAUGGGUGCACCGAGGCCUUCAUGGCAGAUGCCAAGUGGAUUCUACACAACUGUAUUGUCUUCAAUGGAUUACACAACAAGCUGACAGCUGCUGCCAAGACUAUUAUCAAGAUCUGCAGGCAUGAGAUGAGUGAGAUUGAAGUGUGCCCCGACUGCUACCUGAACUCCUGUGUCAAGAGAAACGAUGAGUGGUUCUGUGAACCCUGUAGGGAACCCCACCCACUAGUAUGGGCCAAACUCAAGGGAUACCCCUUCUGGCCUGCCAAGGCCCUGCGUGAACAGGAUGGACUGGUCGAUGUUAGAUUCUUCGGGGCCCAUGAUCGGUCCUGGGUGCCUCCGUCACAGGUGUUUAUGUUGUCAGAGGACAUCCCCACACCAAUGAGGAACAAACGGCAAGCAGGCUUCGACAAUGCCAUGGAAGAAACAAACACACAUAUUGAAAAACUGAGAGAAAGAUUUGGGACCUAUGAGUACGCACCAUUCCGCACACCCUAUGACAAGACAAGAACAUACUCACCUUUGAAGAAAAAGGAGGAUAUACUGACAUAUCCUAAGAAAGUGAUUAAAUAUCCUGCAAUAACUCACACUUCGAAGUUCCCCAAAACAUCUCAUUCUUUCAAUGUCAUGAAGCGAAAAGACAAUUAUCCUGUUGUGAUGAGAAAGACAAAUGAGAAUGUGUACAAGACUGCCGAGCGUGUGGGAGGGAAGAGGUCAGUGUUCAGGAGAGUGUGUAUAAGCCUGAAGCCAAACCCAGUGAGGAUAGGGGUAAGUCUGAAACUAAGCCCAUUGAGGAUAGGGGUAAGUCUGAAACUAAGCCCAUUGAGGAUGAGGUGUUAUGAGCCUGAUGAAGAGUCAGCAGUGUUUCAUAGAAAGACUGAUGCUGAAGAGGAGAGAACACAAGAACAGUCAUCAACAGAGGUAAAGCAAAAGCUGGUUGAAAAUGAACAAACUGAGGAAGAUCCAAAGGGGGCAGUGACAGAUCCAAGAGAUACUGAGAAUGACCUCAAAGAGACAGAGAAAGAACCUGUACAAACAGAUGAAGAAUGUGAACAGACAUUGAACAAUGUUGAGCAGUUUUCAAAAUUAAGAGCAGCAUUAAUUGACUCCAAUGGUAAAAGAGAUCCUGUCUCUUCUGAUGGGAGGCAGACGCCAAGUGAUUCUGCCGAUGAGGAUGUUGUGUAUACAGCCAAAGAUGGUAAAGUCAGUGAGUGUGUGAGAGGCAUUGAUUCCAAAAGUAAAAUGGAUGUGUCAAAAGAAAAGGAUAGAUCAAAAACAAGUGCUCAAGAAAAGUGUUCAGAAAAUGUUUCUUUGAAAGAUGACAGCAAUAAAGAGGCUCUAGAAACAGAGACAGUCUCUGAUGAUGAGUUCCAACCUUCUCUGGUAAUGGAGGUUGACUCAGGGGAUGAAGACAGUGUGACAGAAUUCAGUGAAUCAGACAGUCAAUCCCCUAAAACUAUUGUGUGUACAAAGAGUGCAUCUCCUGAACCUACCUCAGUUUCUCCCAAAGCUAAAGUGCAGUCAAGUAUGGUUUCCUUUCCUCGUAAAGUCAGUGCUGACAAAGCAGCUGGGCCCGUGGUGGUGCAGAGCUUCCUAAAGACCAUUGCCCCAAAGCCAUCGAAUCUUUCAUCAUCUGUGCUCAUUCCUGCUCAGUCUUUGAUCAAGGACAAUUCCCUGACAAUUAGUGCAAAGCCAUUAACCAAGAAACCAGCUAAGACAGGUGAUUCUUUACCCGAUACUAGACCUCGAAGCUCACCCCUGCCUGAAGACACUAUGAAGGUGGCGCUAUUCUCCAGUGGGAAGAAGAAAAAAUCUGAGGAAAUUUCAGAGAAAAACAUUCCAGAUGUUGAAGAAAUUCAAGAUGAUGAUGAAUCCUCUAACUCCAAACAUCAAACUCAGGACAUUGUGAAGAAGUACAAGGACAAGCUGCUUAAUGCCAUCAAGACCUCACUGGAUGACAUGUGCACAGACAUAGUGAAGAAUGCCAUCCCGGAGACCAGCACCAGCAACAAGCACUAUCAGCAGGAGCUGGAGAAGCUGCGCUGGAUCCACCUGCAGGAGGUGGCCGAGCUCAAACACAACUUCAAGUUGACGGUGAUGGAGAUGCGGGCGUGCUGGGAUGCAGAAAAGCAGCGCCUGUUCAAGGACAUCAGCAAGCUGUGCGAGAAGGAGAAAAACAAGGCAAUUGCCGAGAUCAAGAAGAAACAAUGGUGUGCCCAGUGUGGCAAGGAGGCGAUCUACUACUGCUGCUGGAACACCAGCUACUGCACAUACGAAUGUCAACAGUCCGACUGGCCAGAACACAUGCCCAGCUGCAUGCAGACUCUUGCAGCCAGUCAGGAACAGGAGAAGGCGGAGCCAUCAAAGCCCAGCAGUAACGCCAGUAAUACAGGCGCCAAGGAAGAUAGUAACAAGAAAGGCUCACCUCCUGCCAAACAGUCAACAGAAUGGUCUGAGAAGGAGGAGGCUAUUCAGACCCAGAGGACAUUUAACCUGGCCCCACCCUCCACUGCAGCGGCAUCCACCACUUCCACCUCCAGCCCUCAGACCGGGGCCUGGCGGAACCGAGCUCGGGAUAACCUGGAGCAGGUGCUGCGACGUCAGGAGGAGCCCCACCCCUCCCAGCCAGUCCAGUUCAUGCCCCCCCAGCUCAUCCCAGGACAACCCUCACAGUCUGCAGGUCAGCCAGACAAUGUGUCCUUCCUCCAAGGGGGGACAACCCAUGUCUAUCCAGUACAUCCAGCAAGUCCCUAACAGUGGUGGCCCUCAGGGAUCCCAGACAGUGCAUCUUCCCCCAUCCUCGGUGCCCAACUUCCAGCCCCCACCGCAGGUUCGUCUUCAGGGUUUCCACCUUCCACAGAGCCAGGCACCUGUUUUGCAGAGUGGAGCUUUAGUCCAGAACAACCCCGGAGUCUACCCCAUGCUGCGGCAACACCAUCAGUCCCAGCUGUCCAGCCCUGCAGGG
Messenger RNA from Haliotis rubra (blacklip abalone), 3754 nucleotides. Its product is annotated as protein kinase C-binding protein 1-like. Bases 16 to 3543 code for a protein of 1175 amino acids. Gene Ontology annotation, biological process: regulation of DNA-templated transcription. The record is from RefSeq and is a predicted model, not a curated record. The transcript has 24 exons. Lineage: Eukaryota; Metazoa; Mollusca; Gastropoda; Lepetellida; Haliotidae. Gene Ontology annotation, molecular function: protein binding.